Trichoderma virens Gv29-8 is the source of this 1545-nucleotide messenger RNA. RefSeq lists its product as uncharacterized. NCBI's taxonomy places the organism in Eukaryota, Fungi, Ascomycota, Sordariomycetes, Hypocreales, Hypocreaceae. Gene Ontology annotation, cellular component: fungal-type cell wall. The record is from RefSeq and is a predicted model, not a curated record. Gene Ontology annotation, biological process: fungal-type cell wall polysaccharide metabolic process. The transcript is spliced from 2 exons. The coding region runs from base 379 to 1344 and encodes 321 amino acids.
UUUUCUUUGCCUCUCACUGGGUUCCUCUUUUACUAUUUCUUUUCCAAUCCGUUCCUUUUCUAUCGUGCCAUUGCCUGUCGGCCAAUUCCCGUUGCGUCCGGCGUCCUAUUCUUGGAUCGCGUGUUUUUUCCUGGAUAGAGGGGAUAGAGAAAAUUCACUUUGUUGAGCUUUGACGUCUAGUAUUGCGCGAUAAUGAUAUUGCCUUGAUCGCUACGCUCCGAUUGCCCACAACAAAGACGAUACAGCUGUUGACGAUCUCAACCUGGUUUCAACACCGCUUCAUCGCGAAUCUCAAAUUCCCAGACGAUCCGGCCCCACGUCAGCACCGAUCUCACAAAUCCCUGCUCUCUUGCCGAUAAGAGCAGAAGCAGAAUCACCAUGGCCAGCUUCGCUCUCGCUCCCAUUCUGCUACUUGCAGGCCUCGCCAGCGCCUCAUCUUCCGACAAGCGGGGUCUCGUCUUCACGCCUAAUCCCAAUUUCCCUGGUGACAACCAGAUUUGGGUUCAGAAUGGCAGUGAUCUCACAUGGUACUACAACUACCAGUCGCAGCCGUCGCCAGCUUAUGCCUCAAUUUCGCAGCAGCAGUUUGAGUUCGUGCCCAUGAUGUGGGGAGUCACGGAUAACCUCAACGACACGACAUUUUUGACCCAGGUCAAAGCUCUCAUCGACCAGGGCACCAAUAUCACGCACGUGCUAGGCUUCAACGAGCCAGACGGCUCAACCAGCAACGGCGGGAGUGACAUUGAGCCCAGGGAUGCUGCUCAAGCCUGGGUCCUUAAUUUCGAGCCUCUGGGCAAGAUGGGCAUCAAGCUUGGGUUGCCAGCGACUACCGGCGGACCCGAUGGCUUGCCAUGGCUGAAGCAGUUUCUGGCGAAUUGCUCCGACAUUGUGAGCACGGGGAGUCAAAAGAAGAACUGCACAUGGGAUUUUGUGCCUGUGCAUUGGUACGACAACUUUGCUGGUUUGGCGUCGCUUAUCGGAGAGCGAAGGGCAACAUGGCCCGAUGCCGACAUCUGGGUGACGGAAUACGCAUUUGCGAACCAAGAUCUAGAGACGACGCAAGAGUUCUUCAACCAGACACUCGAUUACUUUGACAAACUGGAUUACAUUGCCCGGUACACUUAUUUUGGCGCCUUUCGCUCAAAGACGUCCAACGUUGGCCCCAAUGCGUCAUUUCUGAACAAUGGAGGCCGGCUGACUGAUAUUGGGUCCUGGUACCUUGGCUUUGGCGCGACGAAUGUCAAACCUACAAGUACGAAUGCCGCGUCGUCGACGGGCAUCAUGUCCAGUUGGAUUAUCGGAGGAGUCGGAUUGAUGGCCGUAUACAUGACCCGAUUGAUGUAGACGGCGGCUAUUGGACGAUUGGAAACGAUUGUAAUGAUACGUAAACGAAAAUGGUAUGGUAUCCUGUGGAGUUUCUGUGACAUUUAAAUGGUAAUUUAGAGCUCUGUUGAAUUGCAUUGGAUAAGAAGCAUUAGCGCGGUAAUGUACAUAAAGAAGGAUUGUAUUUCUACCUGAAAUUGAGCAAAAGCAAAAGCGUACUGU